Molecule: messenger RNA, 1782 nt
Organism: Dracunculus medinensis (Guinea worm)
Lineage: Eukaryota; Metazoa; Nematoda; Chromadorea; Rhabditida; Dracunculidae
Source: the annotation of a GenBank genome assembly
AUGGCUGAUAUCUAUCAUGCUGGAUCAGGAGUCUCAAAAGGAUUUCCACAAGCUCCUUAUGGAUAUCCAAUGCAUUGUAAUAUGUCUCGUGCCUUUCAAGAAAUGACCGAUGAUGAAAGGAAGUGCCUCGAGGAACGCAAAUAUUGGUGUUUCUUAUUGUCCAGUGUUUUUUUGGGAAACUUGCAAAAUUUCAGUAUUGUAACAUUUUGCGUAUCAAUGCUUCUAGUCGUCGUAUGGAGGAUAGUUACACAUUUAUUUUGCCAGAGGCGAGAACGCGAUGAAAUCGAAACGAUAUAUGAACAGCAAAAUGGCAAACAUGGUCUUUUGAAAAAUGAAAUUGAUGGUUUCGCAUUUAAACAAGAAGAAGUUCAAAUAGGAUGGAUGACUGAGGCAAAAGAUUGGGCUGGUGAGCUUAUUUCUGGCCAAAGUAUGACUGGACGCAUACUUGUCGUGCUCGUUUUUAUAUUAUCUAUUGGAUCGCUAAUCAUAUAUUUCUAUGAUGCAUCUCACCCAAAUUUUCAAGUGGAAACAUGCGUUUCAUGGUCCGAGAGUCCAUCGCAACAAAUCGACCUUGGUUUCAACAUUUUUUUCCUUAUCUAUUUUUUUAUUAGAUUUAUCGCAGCGUCCGAUAAAGUAUGGUUUCUAUUGGAAGUUUAUAGUUUCAUUGAUUAUUUUACGAUUCCACCAAGUUUUGUUGCAAUAUACCUCGAAAGAAAUUGGCUAGGUUUACGAUUUUUACGUGCUUUACGAUUGAUGACUGUACCUGAUAUUCUGCAGUACCUCAACGUUCUGAAAACCUCGUCGUCAAUUCGUUUAACUCAACUUCUUUCCAUAUUUAUUUCUGUUUGCUUGACUGGAGCUGGAUUUAUACAUGUGUUGGAAAAUAGCGGUGAUCCAUUUAAGAAUUUUGCAAAUACACAUCGUAUAACUUAUUGGGAUUGUGUUUAUUUUUUAUUAGUAACAAUGUCGACGGUCGGUUAUGGAGAUAUUUAUUGCACAACUUUCCUUGGGCGAUUAUUCAUGGUUUUCUUUAUUCUCGGUGGAUUAGCGAUGUUCGCCAGCUACGUUCCAGAAAUUGCUGAUUUGAUUGGUUCGAGGCAAAAAUACGGUGGUGAAUAUAAAGGCGAACAUGGAAAAAAACAUAUCGUUGUAUGUGGCUAUAUAACCUACGAAUCUGUUAGCCAUUUUCUUCAGGAUUUUCUUCACGAAGAUCGCGAAGAUGUUGAUGUUGAAGUUGUUUUUCUACAUAGAGUGCCGCCCGAUCUUGAGCUUGAAGGACUUUUUAAAAGACAUUUUACUAAAGUUGAAUUUUUUACUGGAACGGUAAUGGAUUCAAUCGAUCUUUCACGUGUUAAAGUUGACGAAGCAGAUGCUUGCCUUGUUCUAGCUAAUAAAUAUAGUAGUGACCCAGAUGCUGAAGAUGCAGCCAAUAUCAUGCGGGUUAUAUCUAUAAAAAAUUAUAGCGCUGAUAUUCGAGUUAUUGUUCAAUUAAUGCAGUAUCACAAUAAGGCGUAUUUAUUAAAUAUCCCAUCGUGGGACUGGCGAAGAGGCGACGAUGUGAUUUGCCUUGCUGAAUUAAAACUUGGCUUUAUUGCUCAGUCUUGUCUCGCACCUGGUUUUUCGACAAUGAUGGCUAAUUUAUUUGCUAUGCGAUCAUUUAAAACGUCAAGACAAACUCCCGACUGGCUAAAUCUUUAUUUAUGUGGUGCAGGAAUGGAAAUGUAUACGGAUACUCUAUCACAUGGAUUUGUCGGGAUGACAUUUCCGGAAGCUGCUGAGUAA